UUGACAGGGGACUCUGGGGGCUGCAAGACUCCCAGACUCCCAGACUGCCAGAGUUCCUUCCUCCAAAGCCCAGUCACAUAAAUCCUGAGCCCCCCGGAAAGAGAGGAAGGUCGAUUUCAGAUACCCCCCAGCCCCGCCUCUUCCCCCACCCGCCCAGCUUCCUCUCUCUAUGAGGAACACUUUCACUUCCUGCUCCUCCCGGCCUCCCUUCAGAGAACAGAGGCCAGGCCAUGGCUUGCUGGCCUCCUGUGUCCUGAGGAUGGCCCAGCUGGAAGACGAGGCCUCUGCAGGCCCCAUCAACGGGGAGAGAUGGGUUCCAUCACAGGUGAAUGGAGCAGGUGAGACCCCCAUAGGGGUCCUUGGGACCCCAGAGCCACUCCUUCGCCUCUGGAGGACGUGGGGGGUGUGGCAGGUCCCAGAGCUGGAUAUCCAGGAUGCAGAAACCCUUCUUGAGCUGUGGCCUCCAGGGAGCUUCCUGGUCACGGGACAUGACCCCAGUCAGGUCCUGGUGUUGAGGACAGGAGCUUCACCAGGAGAAAUCCAUACCUACCAGAUCCAGAAGCUUCCUGGUGGUGUGUCUCUGGAAUAUUCUAACCUCUGCAUGCCAGACCUGCCCCAUCUCCUGGCCUUCCUAUCAGCCAGCAGGGAUGUUUUGCCCAGAACACUGCUCUUGCCCCCUCCCACUCUAAGGCCUGAAGACCAACAUACAGGUCCCCCACAGACUGGCAGUGUCCACCUCAAUGUCCCGGAAAGGGUGCUCUCCAUGGUGAACAAGCUCUACCUGGAGACUCACGGAGGUGGGGGGAAGGAGCAGAUCCCCCAAGAGACACCUCCAGAAACUGAAGAAAGACACAGUUCUGCCCCCAGGAACCCUGCUCCUCACCGGGUCUCCUGGAUGGAAGGCCCGCUCAGCCUGGAAGUACACCAUCCUGGGCCAGACCUGGCCAGCCUGGUGGAGGGAAAAGAGAAGGAGGACAAGGACGAGGAUGGAAACAAGGACGACUACAAAGAUGAAGAGAAUGGCCCCGAGGAUGUGCUCACCCAUCACAUCCAAGCUCUGGCCAGGGCCCGGGGCAACUAUGUGGGCAGACAGUUCCAGAGCCUUCGGGCGCGCCUCACCUCAAAUGCCAGAGGCCCCCACAGGCCUGGGGACCCGGCCACAGAGCUGCUUCAGGAUGUGCGCCACCUCCUUACUGACCUCCAGGACCACUUAUCAAAGGACCCCGACGUCAGGGCUGUUUUUGGGAGCAGGGGGCCUGGGGUCCCCCAGAAGGACUAUGAUCUUGGCGCUGCGGUGGAGGCGGCUUUGUGCCGGGCGGUGCUGGCGCCAUUGAAGCCUGCCCUGUGGGCGCGACUCCGCAAACUCCGAGCCCAGGAACUGCGGCGACUGCGGCAGCGACAAAUAGCCCUGCGGGUGGGGGCGGGGCCUCCGGGAUGCCAGGGGGCGGGAUUUGAGGGGCCGGGCCCAGCCCCCGCCCUGCGCAGCCGCAUCCACGCGCGCCUGGAGCACCUCCACGCCGCCUGCGCUCCACGCCGCAAGGUGGCGCUGCUGCUGGCGGUGUGCACUGACGUUUACGCAGGCCUGGCUCAAGGGGAGAACCAAGAGCCCCUGGGGGCCGACGCCUUCCUGCCCGCACUGACGGAAGAACUGAUCUGGAGUCCGCACAUUGGGGAGACUCAGCUGGACGUGGAGUUUCUAAUGGAGCUGUUGGAUCCGGACGAGCUACGGGGAGAAGCCGGGUACUACCUGACCACGUGGUUUGGGGCGCUGUACCACAUCGCUCACUACCAGCCGGAUGCGGGCCGCGCACCCCAGGGGCUCAGCUCUGAGGCUCGUGCCUCCCUGCGCCAGUGGCACAGCCGGCGGACACUGCACAGACAGGAUAAGCAGGACCACGCCGGAGCCCAGGUCAGCCUGCCCUUUGAGGAACCUUGGGCAAGAGACCCUGUGCCCAGAGACCAAUGAUGACGAGGGGUCUCAGACCCUCCUCCUCCUCAGGAGGUCAUCAAAAGGAUGUGACCACCAGCUGACCCAUGAGCGGGACUCAAGCAAUCAGAGGCGCCUCACUCCUUCCCCUGACCAUGGAAUGUCCUUCUGCUCACCGCCCCCACAGUGGGAGCUAUCCCAGGCACAUAGCAAGGUGCCCGAGCAAGGUGUCAUUGAGACCAUCGGGCCUUUACAUAAACUUCAAGAUUCUGGUAGGUGGAUGGGGAGACCUACUCAUCUUGCGGCGACUAGGACAACCCUCAGAAAUACCUUCCCUUGCUUAUUAAACCAACCACCCACCCAUCUGGAGCGAUCUGCCUCCUUCUUUGGUUUUUUCUUGUCCUCUGUGUUAUGGGGCCAGUUCGCAAACCAACAAUUAACAAAUCAAGCCAGGAGCCUGAAGAAAUGGGCCCUGGGAAAGGGAUGUCUGCAGGGAAACUCUCCAGUUGGCCAUCGAUGUCUGUGUGGGGAGGAGUGGCUCCAUGUGUUAGAUGCUUGUGGACCACUGCACGAGAACGGGGGACGCCCCCCAUUGCACACUGUGGCAGGCAGGGAAAUGCGAGCCUACCGAGGGGGGCUGGCCUCUACUGCCCACAGUUUGGCCCCCAGAACCUGAAGCUUGCGCUAGAGACUGGGAAGAAGAGCUGAAUUCAGGAAAAGGACAUGUGGCUCUCCAUACUCUGCUAGCUUCAGGGCUCACAGCACAGUGGGAGAGCAAAAUAAUAAGUUGCAGACCUUAGCAGGCCGUUUUGCAAAGCUAGGAGGGUGCAAAGUAUCCCAGAAGACGAGCUGAGCACGUGUACAAAGCCUGAUUAGAACAUUAAGAGGUAUGGUCCCUGGGAAAGUGAAAGGAUCUCCUGGUGCCUGACAAUGAGAUGGACCACAUGCCCCAUGCUAUCAGAGCCUUACUGCAAAGGAAAAAUUUAUAUAGAGAUCAUUCUGGACUGCUGAUAAUGGAGAAAUAUGUCCCAAAACUCUGAGGGGAAAACUUGCAUCUCUCUGUCCCUUGAAGAUAUAAAUCUUAACAUGCCUUUGAAAUAUGAACACCGCCCAGAGACUGAGGGCCAAAAGUGGGCGGGAGGAGGCUUUUCAAAAUACAGACUGCUGGGGCACCUAGCUGGUUUGCUCAGUGGGGCAUGGGACUCUUGAUCUCGUGGUUAUAGGUUCAGGCCCCACCUUGGGUAUAGAGAUUACUCAAAAAUAAAAUCUUAGGGACACCUGGGUGGCUCAGCCAAUUAAGCAUCUGCCUUUAGCUCAGGUCAUGAUCCCAGUCUCCUGGGAUCAGCCCUGCAUCAGGCUCCUUGCUCAGUGGCAGCCUCCUCCUCCCUCUCCCUCUGCCGCUCCCCCUGCUUGUGCUCUCUAACUCUCAAAUAAAUAAAGCCUUAAAAA
Mustela lutreola (European mink) is the source of this 3376-nucleotide messenger RNA. It is a transcript of the gene RINL, whose product is annotated as Ras and Rab interactor like. Bases 170 to 1966 code for a protein of 598 amino acids. Gene Ontology annotation, cellular component: endocytic vesicle; cytosol. Gene Ontology annotation, molecular function: guanyl-nucleotide exchange factor activity; small GTPase binding. Gene Ontology annotation, biological process: vesicle-mediated transport. The transcript has 13 exons. The record is from RefSeq and is a predicted model, not a curated record. Lineage: Eukaryota; Metazoa; Chordata; Mammalia; Carnivora; Mustelidae.